AUGACGCGACCUCAAAUUCUGUUUCUCGAUGCUUACGACUCCUUUACGAACAAUAUCGUAUCCCUUCUCACAACGCUGCUUGACGCCGAUGUGCACGUCUUACCGAUUGACACGCCCUUGCUAGACCAACAGUCGCCGACGUUCUCGGUUGAUUUUCAUCGGGAAUUAUCACGGUAUCAUGCAGUAGUCUGCGGGCCUGGGCCUGGCUCUCCCGAGAAUGAGACGGACGUUGGGCUCAUGAGAUGUAUUUGGAGGUUGCAGGAUGAGUAUAUUCUGCCGGUUCUUGGCAUUUGCCUCGGGUUCCAGAGCCUCGUUCUUAGCUCGGGCGGCAAGGUGAGGAGGCUUCAACGCGGGUUGCAUGGGAUGGUUCGCACCAUACAGCAUGAGAAACCUGAUGCGACGUGCGCCGAGGACAUCUUCAAUGGUGUCUCCGAGUUCAAGGCUACCCUUUAUCACAGCCUGUGUGCCAACAUCGGACAAGAUUCCAUCUCAGAUUCCGCUUGGGCAGAGUGCCGUUGGCGUGCUCAGAAGACGGCUCCUGAGCUGUUGCCUCUGGCGUGGGUGGAUGAGGAGAGGGACAGCGGCCGCGAGAGAAUCCUGAUGGCGGUCAAGCACCAGAGCAAACCCUUUUGGGGCCUCCAGUACCACCCAGAGUCCGUCUGCACCCAGCCGGUAGGCCAUGCGGUCAUCAGCAACUGGCUCCGCGAAGCCAUGGCGUGGAAUCAAAAGGCGAACAGGACCGUGUUGAGCGGAGAGCGGUUCCUGGCAAGGAAUGCCGUGAAGCCGAGUCUCCUCUGCGAGAACCGUGCCGCGGCUCAGCGAGGGAACGCGCCGGUCCUCGAGUGGACGGAGAUGCCCACGCCGCUGGCGACUGUCGGACUCGACUGCGAGUACAGAUACAAGACCAUCAGCCUUCCGGCGAACGCCAAGGUGCCGGAUAUCGUGGAAAUACUAAAGAGCGGCAGGACGGAGCACAUCAUUUUGGAUUCGUCCAACUCGAGCAACAUGGCGACGGGCGCCGCAGACGUUCGGGGCCGAUUUAGCAUCAUUGCGCUGGAUAUCGAGGAAUGUCUGCGGAUCGAGCACCACGUUGGAGACGAUUUUGCCACGGCUCGUAUCCCUUCGAUCCAGGGACUGCCCGUCGACCUCGUGGAGACUGUUCCAUUCGGAUCGCGAAAGAACAUUUGGCAUAUCCUCUCCGGCUUCCUUGAGAAGCGACGCAUCCCGGCGUCAGGGGAGCUUCAGACGCCGUUCCGAGGUGGCUUCAUGGGCUAUCUUACCUAUGAGAUGGGACUCAAGGGGAUCGACGUCACGGUGACUGCCGACAGAGGGCAUCAGAGACCUGACUUAUGCUUCGCCUGGGUUACGAAGAGUAUUGUGGUCGAUCACGUCAAGGGCCUGUUGCACGUCCAGCACCUUCAAAAGCGCAAGCUCAACGGCGACUUUUGGAUCGACUCCGUGGUGGCAUCGUUACAGACGUCCCACUUCUGGCAAUCACCAGGCAAGGUCGCCAUUAACGGUUCGGAUGCUUCAACCGUAGCCACGAAGCCCAUUAUCCGAGUCCCUGCUGCCGACGAGUACGAAGCCAAGGUCUCUCGCUGUCAAGACUUCAUCGCGGCCGGUGAGUCCUACGAGCUAUGCUUGACGGACCAAACAACCAUCACUCUACCAGGACGCCCAACGAGAGAUCACAACAGCCUCGCCAACAGACACUCCCCAGCACAAAACAAAUCCGCACACGUCGCGCCCUGGCAGCUCUACAAGACGCUCAGAGCCCGCCAACCCGCCCCCUUUGGCUCCUUCCUCCGCCUCGGCGGCGCGACUCUCAUCAGCAGCUCACCCGAGCGCUUCCUCGAGUACGACGCCGACGGCUCCUGCUCCAUGCGGCCGAUGAAGGGCACCGUCCGCAAGUCGAACCAGGUCGCCACGCUCGCGCAGGCCGAGGCGAUCCUGCACGUGCCCAAGGAGGAGGCCGAGAACCUCAUGAUUGUGGAUCUCGUCCGGCACGAUUUGCACGGCGUCUGCGGCUCGGGGAAUGUUACGGUGCCGCAUCUGAUGAAAGUGGAGGAGUACGCGACUGUGUUCCAGAUGAUUACCAUUGUCAACGGACAGCUGCCGAAGCUAAAGUCCUCGAGUGCCGAUCGCCAACAUACGGGGUUCGAUGUCCUUGCGGCUAGUCUCCCGCCGGGCAGCAUGACGGGGGCCCCGAAGAAGCGGAGCUGUGAGCUGCUGCAGGAGAUUGAGGAGCAUAGGGAGAGGAGUCUAUACUCUGGCGUGGUGGGGUACAUGGACGUCACUGGAAAAGGGGACUGGAGCGUCACGAUCCGGACCAUGUUCAAAUGGGACGAUGAAGCUGCGCCGCCGGAGGAAGGCGAGACGGAACCGAGAGAGGUCUGGCACAUCGGAGCCGGCGGUGCCGUGACCAUCCUGAGCACUGCUGAGGGUGAGAGGGAGGAAAUGUUCACCAAGUUGGCGGGGCCUUUGGGCGUCUUUGCGGAAGCAUGA
Molecule: messenger RNA, 2505 nt
Organism: Colletotrichum phormii
Lineage: Eukaryota; Fungi; Ascomycota; Sordariomycetes; Glomerellales; Glomerellaceae
Product: aminodeoxychorismate synthase
Exons: 1
Coding region: 1-2505 (834 amino acids)
Biological process (GO): 4-aminobenzoate biosynthetic process
Cellular component (GO): cytoplasm
Molecular function (GO): aminodeoxychorismate synthase activity
Source: RefSeq, a predicted model, not a curated record